AUAUGAAAUAUAUCAUCGUCCAAGCUACUACAGAAAUAUUGUGGAAAGGGUUGCAUCUUGGCCAUCCAUGAAACUUCUGUCCCUUUAAAGACUGUUGGUAUGGUAACUGAAGAUGCCUCCAGGGCAGGAGAUCUGGUGUAGAUCCCUGAAACGAGGAGGCAAACCCUGUUUCCCUCUCCUCCAAAAUGAGAUUUCCCCAUCUGUUUUGACAUCUUCCGGUAGGUGGGGAUGUGUGGACACUUGGGAGGUCCAGGGCCCAAGGCUGUGGUAAUCUACAUGAAUCAACCAAGCAGAAUGCAUGCAUCAGCAUCCCAGGAUAAGAACCGGAGGAAGCCAAGUCAUAAUGAAGGUGCUCACAAUCCUGACUAUGAGAAUAUAACCUUGGCCUUCAGAAACAAGGACCAGCUCAAACUCAGCCAAUCGACACCCACAAAACAAGCCAAGUUCAAGACAUCCCUGGACACAGCCCAGCCCCCUCCUCAGUUGUACAGAACCAUUAUGAUGUUGUAUGUUCUCCUCGCUCUCAUCUUUUUAUCCUGCAUCGUCCUCUCUGCUUUGGUCUUGGUGAAAAACUCUGAGAUGUCCAAGGAGCUGUGGAUGUUGAAAGAAAACCUAUUUAAUGACACGGUGUUGAAUAUUCGGGAGCUCCAGAAUCAGCAAAAUAGUGUUUGGGAAGCUGUCCAGAGGAACAUUGGGGAGGUCAAGAAGACCGUGAGCAGCAUCCAGAGUGGAAACGACAAGCUGAAGACAGUGCCAGCAGAUAUAACCCAAAUCAAGAAAACCCUUGAGGCGCUAGAGAAGAAGGCGCAGCCUCAGCCCAGUACAUAAGAGGACACCACAGCCUCCAAAUGCGAGGACUCCGAAUUGCACCUGCUAGUGAAGAUGGCAGAUGGGGGUGGGUACCUAGCUUGAGUGUGAACCUGCCAUGAAUCCUCAUAUAAAAAAUUCUCCAUUGGGGGAAUGAGUGUUGAAGAGGUGUGUAUGCAAAUGAGCAUUUGGAGUUUCCAUGUAUUCAAGGAGGAGGUUUUAUGGUGGAAAGAGAACAUGAGAGUCACAGUGGGUGCUCUUUAUGGGCCACAUAGGUGUAUGCCCUGGUAUAUGAGUAUAGUGGUGUCCUGGUUGCUAGCUGUGCCUGUGAAGCCCAAAAGUGUAAGUGACGUGUGGGGCAUGCUUCCCCAUUAUUUCACUCACGUAUGUGUGCAUCUGGCUGUUUUGUAUGUGUGUCACUGCAGUGGCGGGUAAUGGACAUCAUCCUGGGGAUGUAUCACGGCAUAGGUCAUUCCUAGUGUGCUUGGCCAUGUCAGCUUGUGUGUUCAGAGCAUGUACACAAAUGCAGCCAUCAAUUUCUA
Mastomys coucha (southern multimammate mouse) is the source of this 1349-nucleotide messenger RNA. It is a transcript of the gene Mcemp1, whose product is annotated as mast cell expressed membrane protein 1. The record is from RefSeq and is a predicted model, not a curated record. Bases 229 to 828 code for a protein of 199 amino acids. The transcript has 8 exons. NCBI's taxonomy places the organism in Eukaryota, Metazoa, Chordata, Mammalia, Rodentia, Muridae.